This is a messenger RNA of Pelodiscus sinensis (Chinese soft-shelled turtle), 1793 nucleotides long. The record is from RefSeq and is a predicted model, not a curated record. Lineage: Eukaryota; Metazoa; Chordata; Testudines; Trionychidae.
UGCAGGACCUUCAUGCGGGAUGCCGAGGAAAUCGCCUCCAGCCGCCGCAUGAAUAGCCUCACCCUGAACCGCCACACAGAGAUCUUGGAGAUCCUGGAGAUCCCGCAGUUGAUGGACACCUGCGUCCGCAAUGGCUACUAUGAGGAGGCGCUGGAGCUUGCUGCCUACGUGCGCCGACUUGAGAGGAAACACGCCUCCAUCCCGGUCAUCAAGGGCAUUGUGGACGAAGUGCGUCAGUCUUCACAGCUGAUGCUGAAUCAGCUGAUCCAGCAGCUGCGCACUAACAUCCAACUGCCGGCCUGCCUGCGUGUCAUUGGCUACUUGCGACGCAUGGAUGUCUUCACGGAGGCCGAACUGCGCAUCAGGUUCCUGCAGGCCCGAGAUGCUUGGCUCCAGUCCAUCCAGGCCUCCAUCCCUGAUGACGACCCCUACUUCCACAUCACCAAGACCAUUGAGGCCUGCCGCGUCCACCUCUUUGACAUCAUCACGCAGUACCGGGCCAUCUUCUCGGACGAGGAGCCGUUGCUGCCUCCUGGCGAGCAUGCGAUCAAUGAGAGUGCCGUCUUCCAUGGCUGGGUGCUGCAGAAGGUGUCACAGUUCCUAGAGAUUCUGGACAGUGACCUCCAGCGGGGGGUGGGCAGCCGCUUGGAGUCACUGCUGGGUCAGUGCAUGUACUUUGGCCUGUCCUUCAGCAGAGUGGGGGCUGAUUUCCGGGGCCAGCUGGCCCCAGUGUUCCAGCAAGUCACAAUUGGCACUUUCCGGAAGGCAGUUCAGGAAGCUGUGGACAAAUUCCAUGAUGAAAUGAACUCCUACACACUGAUCUCCGCUCCUGCUGGCCUGGGCAGCACCAUCCCUGUGCAAGUGCCAACCGCCCAGCCGGGAACCCUGCAGCCUCCCAUGGUGCUGUUGGAAUUCCCACCUCUUGCCUGUUUCCUAAACAACAUCCUGGUAGCCUUCAAUGAUCUGCGUCUCUGCUGCCCGGUGGCUCUUGCUCAAGAUGUGACGACUUCCCUGGAGGAGGCCCUUGGCAAGGUGACCAAAACAAUCCUGGCUUUUCACCGGGCAGAAGAGGCAGCUUUCAGCAGCCGGGAGCAGGAGCUGUUUGGACGCUGCCUCCAGGUCCUCUAUCCUCCAGCUCAGAUAGCACAAACCCUAGGUGUUGCCCCCACUCAGCUGCACAAGUACGGCAGCCUGGGCUGUGUGGAUGUGAAUGUGAUCAAGGAGCCACUGGCUUUUCUCCUGCCUGUGAGGGAGGCCCCGUUCACUCCAGCUGAGGAGAAGGAACCAGCCCAGGAGAGCCCAGCACCUGCACCAGCCCCAGAAAUGCCAGGGCCGGAGCAGGGAGUAGAACUCCGUGUGCCUGAGGAGGAGAGCAGUGAGUGCGCAGGGGAUGUUCUGCAGCCUGAUGGCCCUCUAGCCACAGCCUAACAGGGUGGGGACUGGCGCAGCUUGCCCUCUGUGCUGUGGGCAUGUGCUGAGUGAGUCCAGCCUCGUCGGAAGCCUGUGGGGUCUUGCCCCUCGCGGUGCUGGGUGUGGGACGUUGGCUGUGUCUGUUGAUGGGGAACAGUACGGAGUAUUACAAGCCCUAUCAUCUGUAACCACUUCCUUGGGCUCCCUGUAACUGGCCCCUGCAGGUCUCCUGGGGCUGUCCUGGGUGGAAGGAGGCUGUAGUAUCGAGUGGUACUUUCUGACUUCGGAAGCAGGUUCAAUGAUGUACAUACCUCUGAAAAGGGCUGAUUGUUGCAUAAAUAAAGCUCUUUUGUGUAUUCUGGGCUGCAUUUGCCCCGACCCCA